AUGACCAGAAAAUUACAGAAUCCCAUCCUGGAUGAUGCCAGGAGCAGAAAAAGGACUCUGAAACCAGUCGUUGAAAAGAAGAGGAGAGAUCGAAUAAAUCAAAGUCUUGCUGAACUGAGAAGUUUGCUGUUGAAUCACACAUCGGAUCCACGACUGCAGAAUCCCAAAAUAGAGAAAGCAGAGAUUCUGGACUUGGCUGUGGAAUACCUUCAGACGUGGACAGACAGAAAGAAACCGAGCAACGGUUCGUCAAACAACACAUUUCAUCAGCCUCUUAAAAUAUAUGAGAAUAAUUACUCGACUCCUGCUCCUCCUCCUCAGCUCUUCUCCAUUCAGAGUGCAGGUUUUCAGCAGUGUAUGGCCCAGCUGACCAGCUACAUGCACAAAAUAACACCAGCACAGAGAACGAGCCUGAUUCAGGGACUGAAACAUCACACAGAGACCCAGCAGCCAAAACCGGACUUCAACCAGAAAAUGAGUGAAACUGAGACUGCAGAUGCAGCAACCGUCUACGCAGCUCACGCGUCUGAGAGAAAAGACGAGUCUUCCAGGUCGCUGUUUCCAUCCCAUUCCCCGUUUCAGCCUCGAUCUUGCUCCACACCACGCCAUGACUAUCUCUCCCCUCCCACCUCUCCCUGGUCCUCUCCUUCUUUCUCCACAUAUGCCACCUCUCCUCCUUUCCCGUCACUAGCCUGUCACUUCUCCUUCCCCCCGAGCCUGUCACCUCCGUCUUCCAACGCCUCCUUCUAUAGUUUCUCGCCUACAGUUCCUCACACUGGCCCUCCUGGCCUCCAUCUCCCCCCUGUUACAGCUCUGAGAUCUUCUGCACACCCUGCACAGAGGGAGGGGUCACUAUCAAACUCUCCUCCAUCCAUGUGGAGACCUUGGUUUUGA
Toxotes jaculatrix (banded archerfish) is the source of this 894-nucleotide messenger RNA. RefSeq names its product hairy-related 11 (gene her11). Gene Ontology annotation, cellular component: nucleus. Bases 1 to 894 code for a protein of 297 amino acids. The record is from RefSeq and is a predicted model, not a curated record. The transcript is spliced from 4 exons. Gene Ontology annotation, molecular function: RNA polymerase II cis-regulatory region sequence-specific DNA binding; DNA-binding transcription factor activity, RNA polymerase II-specific; protein dimerization activity. Gene Ontology annotation, biological process: regulation of transcription by RNA polymerase II; regulation of neurogenesis; anterior/posterior pattern specification. Lineage: Eukaryota; Metazoa; Chordata; Actinopteri; Toxotidae.